AUGUUUACAUCAUUGAGUGUUACCGCUGUCGAUACACAGAGUAGCACUCGUCAGAUAUUUAAGCUUAGUGCCAGUGCAUCCCCAGUUGGCGUGCCAACCAACAUGACUAUCAAUGUCCAAUCACAACAAUUCAAACUUGGACCAUAUAUCUGUGAUGACUUCACCUCAUCCGAGUUCAAUAUUACAAAGACCAGGACACCAUAUCUGAUGAAUGGCUACAUGUAUGUCUUGGCCGAGCUCAACUCUAAUCCAUCGGUCUUCAUGACAACCAACUCUUUCAGUUGCAAGACCAAGCUUGCACAGUAUACCUGCCAGGUCAGCCAACUCAACAAACUGAUAUCCAAUCAGUUGGUACUCCAGAUAGGAGUCAUUCCACCCUACAACAAAUUAUCGCCAACUAAUCCAAUCGAAACAACUAUCAGUUACACUGGACUGCCAUCAAUAACUCUUUUAAUUCCAAAUGUAUUCCCUCCAUUUUCAUCCAUAACAACAACAACAUCAACUGCUGGCAAGGUAUAUCCACCAGCCACAGUGAAACAAGACUAUCAAUAUGCUGCACAGUCUUUGGUGCAUGUGGUUGAUGUCCCCAACUCAGAGUCCAUGUUGCUUGCCUACUCAUCAUCGACAUACAGCACCUACACUGCUGUAAAGAAGAAUGUAUCAACUACCACAUACAUCAACGUAGUUCCAUUCAGCCAGGCACCAAUCAAGUCCUACCUUCUCGACCGUUCCAAUACCACCCCAAUAUCUACAGUCUCUGGAACUUACACCAAGUUAACUGGUAACCUUCAAAGUCUUCAAAUUGACAAUGCUAACUAUGAUAGUGGAUCAGACUCAAUGAUUGUUGAGGUUGAUGCCAAGUUUGGUACACUGUCAUUGUUUGACUUUGUUUGUACUAUUCCUGCCUACAACAAUAGGAUUGUUACAAUGCCAAUGCUCCAACCUCAGACUGGCUCAUCAUUCAAGUUUGAUGAGUUUGAGUACAAGUACACCUUCUCGCUCUCCAAGAACCUGGCUGGCGAUGUCCAACUGAAUGUCCCACAGAUAACAGAUAGCCAGCCGACUACCUACUCGUUGUCCACCAACAGCAAGCAAUCGUCAAUUCGUGUUAAUGACCUCAAGGUGAUCCCUGCCGAGUGGAACACAUACUUGUUGAGGGUAGACAUCACUUCACAGUACUACGUCCAGGCCAUCACUGUGUCGAACACCUUCAGCUUGAACCAGUCCCAUCUGAUAUCUGGUACCGGAUACAAUGGAGUGUUUGAACGUCUCUGCGAGUAUACCUCACCUCUCCCAUACAAUGUUGUUGUAAUGGAUGAGCUUGGAGGCACUGUUACCGUGACCACAGACAUCUACACUCCAAACAACGUACUGGAUAGCAGCCUACAUAUCUUUACCGUGCUCAACAUCACCUCAGUGCAAUUCGCCAACAACAAUCUCAAUCUCGUGGCCACCCAAGUGAACAACACUAUGUACGUUGGACUGACCAACCCGCACCCCUAUAUGAUGCCUGUCCUGUCCUUUGACAAUGACCGAUCUCUCCAGUUCACUGGUUUCUUCAACGCCUCGCUCGGACAGUUUGUGUUCAACUUCUACACUCCAAGUAACUUCCUGUCUGGCCAAUGCCAGUACUACAUCUACAGCGGCAACUCACUCAUUCCUUCGAGUGCAGUCGUAGCCCAGGUCGGACCAAGUGCCAUGCUCAACAUCACCUCGUCCCAAGGUGAUAUCAUGCCACCAAUGAUCACAAGAAUCCAAGCCGUUCCAUCAACAGGUGUCAUCACUCUGUCGGGAUCCGUCUCACCAAGCUCGAGAGACCCAACCAACAUGGGCUGGCAGCUGACCAUUGUUGACCAGAUCAACGGAUUCUCGCAUGGCUCAAUUGACAUCAUCUCAGACAUUGAGCCCAAUGCAUACACCGUCCAGUUCGACACGUCCGACCUGAUAAAUGGCAACAUCUACAAUGGAGUGUACUCCGUCACAAUGGACAUGUACAAGACUCGUGCAUCCACCUUCACCUUGACCAAUGUCAUACUCUAUGAUACCAAGGGUGUCACUCACAAGACAUUCAACCCAAUGUCCACCAUCUACGCGGGACCCUAUGCCGACCAACUGUUCAUCAGGACUUCGUCGAGUGACCUGUCCAUUGCCGGAACUCCAAACAUCGAGCAGUUCGACCUGACUACCACCACUGUCAAUGUUGGCGGUACCAACAGGAAUGUAUCCAUGACCCUCCAGUUGAAGGAUUCUGGCUCUGGAGUGUCCCAGCGCCACUCUCCAUACAUCUACCUGACCUCGGAGACAUUGGAGACAGUGCGCAUCCGAUCGGUUCGCUCUGGCACUGACACCUUCACAGUCAACUACCAACUUCCAUUCGGUUUUGGUGGUGGCAAGAAGUUGUUGAUGUCUGUGAAUGGAUUCAUGGACAAUGACCAGAACUACAAGUCAUACAGUGCGUUGGAACUAAAGAGCAAGAGUAUGCCAUACUACAUCUCAACGACAUACGAUCACUCCACACCAAUCAUCGAGUCGUCUUCAGUGUUGUCCGUUCGUGGUGGCUACCUUGCUCUGUACGGCAGGAACUUCAACCUCGACCCAGCAUUGACAACGGCCACCAUCAACUAUGGCAAUGGAUACGUACCACUUGAGCUCAGCUUCGUGUCGGGUAUCCAUCUGCAGACCAUCAAGGUGCUGCCAGUCAACACAUCAUCCAUUUCUAUUGUCAUCAAGUCCAACGGAGUCAAGUCUGCACCAUGGACAAUCAUCCCAUCCAACAUCCCAGCCCUGCUCCCUCCUCCCCCUCCUACUCCCGCCCCAACUCAGACUCCAACUCCAACACAGACACCAACGCAAACACCUACUCAAACACCAUCACCAACUCCAACACCAACUACUCCGCCACCAACUCCCAAGCCACCAGUGAUCCCAGGUGUCGACUGCCCCGGCUCACCCCCAUGCAACAAUCGUGGCAACUGCACCCUGAAUGGCUGUGUGUGCUUCAAUGAAUGGACCGGUCCAGAGUGCUCGUCCAAGGCCGUUCCCAUCGAUCGUCCAGUUAUCAACCCAGACGGACCCAAGUCCGGCUCUUCCCUACAAGAUGAUCUUGAUCAUACCAACAUUCUCAAGUCCAUGAUCUCAAUCUCUGAGAUAAAGGAGCUCAGCCCAUCCGAUGAGGUCGUCAACAGCUUCAAGUUGGACCAAUGGACCGCUUCCAAUGGCUCAGCAGCCGGUGCCGUGGUCUACACAGCCACCCUACCAGGCCGCGACACCCAAGUCAAUAUCACCAUCCAAUUCUUCAGUGACGCUCACAACUACACGUUCGGAGAUGUGCCCAGCCAACUGCCACAAGCCUCGUCCAAGGUCACCAUCGAGCUGACUCACUUUGACUUCAAAAGCACACUCAACUCGCUCCAAGUCAUCACCGAGGUGUCUCUUCAGGGUCAGCUAGAGAGUGGUUGUUCGUCCACCGACAUCGGAACAUCACGUGGCAAUCGAGAUGAUGUCCGCUGGAUCAAGCUCAACAUCAACAGCCAGAGUGUCUAUGCCCAGUUCUCACCUGUUGCCAUCGUAGACAACAGGACAACUGUUGUAGUCAACAAACGACUGCCUGGCUCCAACGAGUCCGACUCUGUCCAAUACCGUGGCUUGAAGAUCGGCACCGUUAUACCACAGUACAAUGACUCUGUUGUUAUCGAUCCUGAUUUCAGUCAUCUAUUCGAUGUGUAUGAGCCUACAACCGAUGUUAGUGAUGAGAAGUGUGUUGUACCUGCUUCGAAACCAAACAACAUCUGGAAGAUUGCAUUGAUUGCCGUUGGAGGAUUCAUCGUUGUACUUGGUCUAGUACUUGGAGGUAUACUUCUCCAUCGCAAGCGUAAGCUUGCACGUAUCUUCAUGCGUGAUAUGGAGUUGAAGUUAGCCAGAGCCAGCACGAUCAACAAAUAA
This is a messenger RNA of Acytostelium subglobosum LB1, 3942 nucleotides long. RefSeq lists its product as hypothetical. The transcript has 5 exons. Gene Ontology annotation, biological process: sexual reproduction. The record is from RefSeq and is a predicted model, not a curated record. NCBI's taxonomy places the organism in Eukaryota, Evosea, Eumycetozoa, Acytosteliales, Acytosteliaceae. Bases 1 to 3942 code for a protein of 1313 amino acids.